AUGGUACAAGAAGCAUCCGAUCUCACUUCAGGUGAGGAAUAUACCACUCCACCUUCUCCAAACCUUCAAGACAGCGCGAACAUGGCUCAAUUCCUCGUCAAGCAGAAGCUGUCCUCAGAACACGAUACCGAAAUUUGCGUCACCUCAUGCCACGAGCUCGAUGUGCACGAGAACCUACCAAAAUUUAUGAAGUCCGUACAGGAAAACACCAUUGGUCUGGCUGCAGCAUACGACCAAAAGUGCCGCGUGCUGCGCCUUGCGCUAUCUUCCCCGACGGAGGCUCUCGUCGUCACACUCGUAGCGAAACACGACCGGUGGAAUGGGAUGCGGAAGCAGGCGAAGCACCAAGCGUGUAUUGAGGCGAAGACUUCGGCUCUGCAGUGUCUCCUCAACAACCCAGCGAUCGUCAAAGCGGCCUUGCGCAUGGACAAACUCGCCGCGUCGAUAUUCCUCGACCAUCGCAUGACCAUUGCAAGCGCGAAAGACCUCUUGUCUGCAGGGGAUGGUCCAAGGCACUCUUUAGCUGCCCUCAUGAGUGUGCUGGAGGGCUAUGUUCCGAUAAGGAAGAGGACUGUGAUAGAUAUGUUUAUCAAAGAUGACUCUGGCGCGAACGGAGUUCGUGAAACCGCCCUGCAGGCUUGGGCAGCUUAUUACGCCACCACGCAUCCACAUAUGGCUCUUCGACUGGAACAAAUGAGCUCUAUCGAUACUUCCACUAUUGAACUGCAUGUCAUGGCUCCCCUCGCCAAAUUAAUUCGAGUUGCAGAUCAAGUACUCUCCUUCAAGCCUAGUCGAGUCAAGCACGAGAUCAAACACGAACAAAACCUCGAAACAGGAGAAAUUUUAAUCACCUCACAAAGAUACAAAACAAAAGUCUCCCGCACGGCCGCCAAUCAAAAUGUCGAAGUGACCUUUGAACAUGGUGGCAAGAGGACGACCUCCAAAACUCGAACUGCUGAGGUACAUGGGCGAGUAGCGGUUUUGUGUGCCGCAGAGGAGACGAAAGGGUCUCUUGUCCGGGUCGAAACUGUAGGAAGAGGCGGACCCAGUCCUGCAGAGAUUAUGAAAUCAGAUUUGCUGCUUCGUGCCUUGCACGAUCCAGAUUUCCUGAUUUCUCAUCCUUUCGUCGAAGCUCUAUGGUUUCCUCGUCGAAAAGCCAAAAACGUGGCUAAACUCAAAGUCAAGUCUGAGCCAUUACCCCCUGUGGAUAUCUCCUACGACGGUCCCUUGAACGAUUCGCAGAGAGCUGCAACUGAGGCCAUCCUUUCGCGGGACCAAUCAAAACGCGUCGUUCUUGUGCAUGGCCCGCCCGGUACAGGAAAAACCACUGUCAUUGCGGCUGCUGUCACCAGUGUCAUGGCCUCGCGCGAUAGAAACGCUACGGUGUGGCUUGUUGCGCAGUCAAACGUUGCCGUGAAGAAUAUCGCAGAGAAACUGGCUUCCGUCGACUUUUUUGAUUUUACAAUCUUAGUCUCUACAGGCUUUCACUUUGACUGGCACGAACACCUUUAUGAGAAGGUCGAAAGGAAUGUCAUCACAUCUGAAGACCUGCCAGACGAUAUCCUUCAAGCUGAACACAUGCUCCCUACCUCCAGAGUCAUUUUAUGCACUCUAUCUAUGCUAUCCAACCGGAGGCUGUCGCCGAUCACUAGUCUGGUGCCACUUCGAACUGUCAUUUUUGACGAAGCCAGUCAAAUUGAAAUUGGAGACUACCUAGCGAUGAUGCUCCAGUUUCGUUCCACUCUUCAGAAAAUGGUCUUUAUCGGAGACGACAAGCAACUUGAACCACACUUGUCGCAGGACAUCUUUGGCAUGGAAAGUGUAUUUGAUAAAUCUCAUCUCCGUGAAAACGCGCUGUUUUUGGAUACUCAAUACCGUAUGCCGCUGGCAAUAGCAACUUGCAUAUCAGAAAAUGUUUACAAGGGCCGGCUGAAAUCUCUAGACGUCAAUUUUGACACUUCUUGCUGUCGAUUCGUUGACGUUGCCUCUGGAACAGACAAUCCGCAGGGCUCUAGUCGGAUAAAUAAGCAAGAAGUUGCUGCCAUUUUGACGCUGUCGAAACGGUUCUUCCACCAAAAAAAAUCGUUCCGGAUAAUUACUCCAUACGACGCUCAACGCACAUUGUUGGAAAAUGCGUUGAAGGAAGCCGGGUUACCUUGGGAAGACAUGUGUUUCAACAUCGACUCGUUUCAAGGCAACGAGGACGAUUAUAUUCUUGUGUCCGUCGUGCGAACCCAACGGCUCGGCUUUUUGUCAGAUCACAGGCGGGUUAAUGUUAUGUUGACGCGGUGCAAGAAGGGAAUGGUUAUAUGUACCCAUCGUGGCUUCAUAGAGGGGCCAGCACGUCCAACGCUUAUUUCCAAACUUGUAGAAUCCUUAGGUGACUCGGCGUGGGUGGCGGAACAGGAACUCGAAGCUGCACAAAUAUUUGACAAGAUACACGAUACAUGA
Molecule: messenger RNA, 2451 nt
Organism: Psilocybe cubensis
Lineage: Eukaryota; Fungi; Basidiomycota; Agaricomycetes; Agaricales; Agrocybaceae
Exons: 8
Coding region: 1-2451 (816 amino acids)
Molecular function (GO): 5'-3' DNA helicase activity
Source: RefSeq, a predicted model, not a curated record